UAUGAGUAUAUGUUGUUUAUGGUUCAUCACAAAUAAUCAGCUGUUCGCUGUUAUUUACGAGAAAGGCACGAAAAGAAUUAUUACUUAUUUAAUUAUUGACCAUUUAAACAAUAUAAAAAGAUGUCAGAUAAUAAAGAAAAGGAACCUGAAGAGAAACCUGUAGUAGCAAAAACAGCAGUGGAUUUGCAAAGAUUAAAACUAAUGAAAUUAAUGAAAAACAUGGAUAAACCAGUUAUAUUACCAGAUCGUCCGAAAGCCAAAAAUACACCCUCUGUACCGGAAUUUGUGCGUAAUGUUAUGGGUAGCAGUGCUGGAGCAGGCAGUGGAGAGUUUCACGUGUAUAGACAUUUACGGCGCAAAGAAUAUGCGCGACAAAAGUUUAUUCAGGAAAAAGCGCAAAAGGAACAUUUGGAUGACGAAUAUCAUCAAAAGCUUGAAGAAAAUAAAAGAUUGGCAGAAAAAGCAACAGCGAAAAAACGUGCUAAGAGAUUGAGAAAGAAACAAGGACGCAAGCAGAAGAAACAAAUAAAAACUGCAAAGAAAGAUAAUGUUAUCACAGAUGAAAAAAGCAGCAACGAAGACAGUUCAGAUGAGAAUGAAGAAACUGAAGUUACUGGAGAAAAAAAUGAAAUAGAAAAUCAAGAACAUUCGUUAAAAGAGCCUUUUGAAGUGAAAACGAAUAAAAACAUUCAAUGUGAAAAUGAUACAUGACAAUUUAUAUCAACAUUUUUUAAUAUCUUGUUAGAUAUACAAUUUGAUUAUACAUGUAUGUAUAAUCAAAAUUUAACAAUCAAAUAAUUUAUUUGAAUGAUCAUUGAUUAGAAUUAUAUCAUUCUGUAUUAUAAUACAAAUUCCAUAUGUGUUUUUUCAUGUAUGUAAAUAUGUCUGUGAUGAGUAUGUUUUAUUAAGAUCUUUUUUAAAAUAAAUAUUAGAUGUUUAUAAAUAUUAAAAAUUUGCUUGAAAAAAAUCUUAUUUUCUCAUACUUUACAAAUCUAUAUUGUAGGUGUCAUGGCAUCUAAAUUGUCAUAGCGAUUAGUCCUAUCAAAUAUAUUUGCCAAAGAUCGAGCAAUUUGUUGUUCUUCGAUGCAAUAUGUAUUUUUCAUUAAUUGUUCCAA
Molecule: messenger RNA, 1115 nt
Organism: Nylanderia fulva
Lineage: Eukaryota; Metazoa; Arthropoda; Insecta; Hymenoptera; Formicidae
Product: PRKR-interacting protein 1 homolog
Biological process (GO): negative regulation of protein kinase activity
Cellular component (GO): nucleolus
Molecular function (GO): protein kinase binding; double-stranded RNA binding; protein kinase inhibitor activity
Source: RefSeq, a predicted model, not a curated record